GCAGCCCGGGGUUCAGGAUGUAACUGGAGGACUAGUAUUUUGUACUGGAGGCAAUGGGUUCAGAGAGGCUGUACACACAAACCAAGGUCUCCAACUCCAGCGUGUACUUAAGUAACUUCUUUCUCCCUGUCCUCUUCUGAUUUGACUUGAAGUCAUUAGUUUUGUUUGCAUUACAAAAUUUUAAUAGCAUAUUAUAUGUUUGUAAUAAAAAUUCAUUUCUCUGAUUCCAUUUUCAGGAUUUAUAUCCCAAAGUAACUUUGAGAGUCUGCCUUAUAUAGAGGAUAGCUACAGCUCAUUAACUAGUAAUUUCAUACUAUUGGAAGAAGAAAAAAUGUCUCAAAAGCAGAUGAAGGAAGCUUUUGUCAGUAACCACAAUGGAACCAGUGUGCUUGAAGUCACCCAGGGCCUAUGCUUACCUGCAUUCUGUAUCCUGUGCAGAGGGCUUCUGAUCAUUCUCUCACAGCACUUGUGCUCUUCACAUACCUGGAGAACUAGAUUCUUCACUGACUUUGUUUUCCUAAUAGUUCCCCUGGUGGCCACUUUGACCAUUUUGUCUUCAUUUGUCCUCCUUGAGCACCUUGCUGUAAUUAUCCUUGGGGCAGGGCUAUUCUAUCAAAUAUACUGCAGGAGAACUUGCUGUGCCAGAAUGCCUGUCCAGAAAAUACUUGAAAAAUUCUUGAAAAUUGGUCUAGAAUCAGAAUACGUUCCAGCCAUCUCUUGUUUCCGUGUAAUUAACAGUGCAUUUACUGCUAUUGCCAUUUUGGCUGUGGACUUCCCACUUUUUCCCAGAAGAUUUGCCAAAACUGAGCUCUAUGGGACAGGAGCAAUGGAUUUUGGAGUAGGAGGUUUUAUUUUUGGGACUGCAAUGGUUUGUCCAGAGGUUAGGAGAAAAUAUACUGACGGGUCCAGAUUUUAUUAUCUUACAAAGUCACUGUACUCUGUUUGGCCACUAGUCUUCCUAGGAGUAGGACGAUUAGUCAUUAUAAAAUCCAUAGGCUAUCAGGAACAUUUAACUGAAUAUGGAGUUCACUGGAACUUUUUUUUUACCUUAAUAGUUGUGAAACUGUUAACAUCACUGCUUUUAAGUAUUUUUCCUCUAAAUAAAUCCUGGAUUAUGGCCAUUAGCAUUAUUGUGUUAUACCAGCUAGCCCUUGACUUUACCCCACUGAAAAGGUUAAUUUUGUAUGGCACUGAUGGCAGUGGAACAAGGAUUGGUUUAUUAAAUGCCAACCGAGAAGGAAUAAUCUCUACUUUGGGAUAUGUGGCAAUUCAUAUGGCUGGUGUGCAAACAGGGUCAUAUAUGCUUAAAAAAAGAUCACAUGUCAAAGACUGGGUAAAAGGAACAUACCACAUUCUGCUGACAGCUAUUAGCCUCUUCAUAUCUCUUUACAUAGUUCAGGUAAAUGUAGAAGUAGUAUCUCGGAGAAUGGCCAAUUUAGCUUUUUGUAUUUGGAUAAUUGCUUCUAGCCUGAUACUUCUUAGUAGUUUAUUACUGUGUGAUAUAAUUUUGAGUUUUGCCAAAUUUCUAAUUAAAGGGGCUAUAGUACCAUGUUCUUGGAAACCAAUCCAGUUAUCUGCCACAAAUAAAAAGCAUUCAGAAUCUCUAGUCUCUGAAGCUGAAAGAAAGGAACCCAGUCUUUGUUUAAUCACAGCUAUGAACAGAAACCAGUUAAUUUUUUUCUUGCUGUCAAAUAUAACUACUGGUUUGAUCAACCUGUUAGUAGAUACAUUACACAGCAGUACCUUGUGGGCCUUAAUUGUGCUCAAUCUCUAUAUGUUUACCAACUGUUUAAUUAUAUAUGUGUUACACUUGCAAGAUAAGACUAUAAAAUUUUGGUGACCAAUGUGGGUACAAAGUACCUGUGUUACAAAAAUAUUACUUUAAUGAGGGAGAAUAUUAAAUGUGAAGAAAAUGGGCUUUUGGCAACCCAGUAUUAAACAUAUUAUAGAAUUGAGUUUCAAUCCUCCAUAAUAGUAGUGAUGCUUACUGUUAUAGUUUAUCUUAACACCAUGUAAUUUUAAAGAAACUGUAGUCGUGACACUGAAAGAUUAGAGGGUAGUGGGGAGGAGGAGAUUCACUCUCCAUUUUAUAUCACAAACCAUUCUGUAUUUUUUUAUUGUAUGACUUCUAUAAUAAAAUUUACAUUUAAACAUCUCAGUGUGAU
Molecule: messenger RNA, 2165 nt
Organism: Mustela erminea (ermine)
Lineage: Eukaryota; Metazoa; Chordata; Mammalia; Carnivora; Mustelidae
Gene: PIGW
Product: phosphatidylinositol glycan anchor biosynthesis class W
Exons: 2
Coding region: 332-1840 (502 amino acids)
Biological process (GO): GPI anchor biosynthetic process; protein localization to plasma membrane
Cellular component (GO): endoplasmic reticulum; membrane
Molecular function (GO): glucosaminyl-phosphatidylinositol O-acyltransferase activity
Source: RefSeq, a predicted model, not a curated record